Molecule: messenger RNA, 1062 nt
Organism: Telopea speciosissima
Lineage: Eukaryota; Viridiplantae; Streptophyta; Magnoliopsida; Proteales; Proteaceae
Exons: 4
Coding region: 1-1062 (353 amino acids)
Source: RefSeq, a predicted model, not a curated record
AUGGUAGAUGCUUCUUGUGGAGGUACUUUCAUGCAUAAGAGUGAGAAUGAGGCAUGGCAAUUGUUUGAGACCCUUAGUGAGAAUUCUUUACAUCAUGUGUCAGCUUCUAGAACGGAACCCACCACUACUGGACCCCAAAAGAGAGGUGGCCUCUAUAAGGCAGUCCACUCAACUCAAACUUGUCAGGAAGCAUGUACUCUUUGUGCCAGUCCUGCUCAUUAUUUGAGUGAUUGUCCUUUAGCUGUGCAAUUCCCUGAAUAUGUUCAAGAACAAGCACAAGCUGCCCAGAAUUUCUCUAAACCAGGUCAGUUAGUUGAUGCCAUAAGUAGGAGAGAAGAAGGUCAACUACCAAGUCAAGUGGUAGGAAAUCCUAACAGUCAGCCUAAUAAUCAAGUUUUCCAUGAACAAGCUAAGGCAGUCAUGACUUUAAGGACUGGCCGAGUAUUGGGAACCGCUGAACAGAGUUCCCCUGCAAAGAAUUCUAAGAAAGAUGUGAAUCUAGAACCCAGUCUUGAAGCUUCUCAAGCUUCCAAGGACCAUGAGAUUGAUCAAUUUGGGAAGGAUAGCAACCCUGAUGUUUACAUGCCUAGAGCCCCUUUUCCCUCUUGUUUAGAAUCUCCAUCUUCUUCUGCAUUUGGCAAGAAGAGUGCAAGAAUGGAAGAGAUGAUGGAAUUAUUCAAACAAGUUAGUGCAGUCCUAUCUAAUCCACUCCCCCCUAAGGUUAAAGAUCCUGGAGCACCCCUUUUAGCUUACACCAUUGAAAACCUCCGAAUUGAACGUGCAUUCUUUGAUCUAGGGGCAAGUGUUAAUAUUUUUCCUAGCUCAGUUAAUGAUCAUUUUGGGUUUGGAGAAUUAAAGCCUACAAAGGUUAUUCUCCAACUUGCUGACCGUUCCAUUAAAGUGCCUAGAGGUUUCAUUGAGGAUGUGUUGGUCAAAGUAGAUGAGCUCUAUUUUCCUGUGGGUUUUCUAGUCCUUGACAUGGAAAAACCAACUAAUGGGAAACCACCGUUGAUUAUCUUAGGACGUCCAUUCUUGGCUACUGCCAAUGCAUACAUCAACUGA